Molecule: messenger RNA, 3102 nt
Organism: Phasianus colchicus (ring-necked pheasant)
Lineage: Eukaryota; Metazoa; Chordata; Aves; Galliformes; Phasianidae
Gene: CCDC14
Product: coiled-coil domain containing 14
Biological process (GO): protein localization to centrosome
Cellular component (GO): centriolar satellite
Source: RefSeq, a predicted model, not a curated record
GCGGCUCGGGGGCAGCCAUGGCCAUGGGAAGGGCGGGCGCGGCGCGGCCCUGCAAGCAGGCGCUGUCUUCUGGAAGGCUGACGGGAGCAGCAAAGCAAAGCAAUGGAAGGAAACAGCCUGGCUUAAGAAAAGGAUGUCGUUCUGAUGUGGAGGAUGCAUACUGUCUCUAUUCCACUGAUUCUGACGAUCAGGUUAAUACUAUUCAUAAUGGACUUGACCGCUGUGCAGCUUUACUGAAGAAUAUCCUAGAAAAUGAAGCUACAGGGAAGGAGACUAUCCAUAAACAACCAGGGAAAACAACAACUGUUAAAAUUACUUCCAAACCUUUGCUAACCAAAGCAAAUACUCUGAAGAAGAAAGGAUUGAAGAAAAGCAUUACUGCUCCCCACAUCCGAAAAGAAAUUGUGCCAAUAUCAGCUAAGAAACUUCUUUCAUCUACAACACCAUCUACUGAGAAAGAGCUUCCCAGUGCAGCACAGCACCAGCUGAUUCGACCAACUCAUGUGCCUUGCAGCCAGCAGUCUCCUGUCAUACGUGAGAAAUUGUGUGAGCAUGUGCCAACCCAGAUGGCUCUGAUAACUGGCCAGCCAUCACAGAGCAAUAAUGAAAUUCCUACUGUGACUUCGUUUCCUACCUCAGAUCAUGCAGAUCUGUCCCUGCAGCAUGCAGCUCAUCCCUUAUCUACUCAGGCCGGUGUUUCUAUAGAUAGUGGCAAUGAGUGUGUGCCACAGAUGGGAGAAACUGUGGUUUUCCCCAUGGUUUCUGCUGCUCCCACUCCUGCAAAAAUACAGGCUGCCAAUUCUCUUCCUGGUGUGAUGUGUUAUGUAGCAUCAGGUGCAUCAAGUAACUCUGCAGUGCCUACAUUCACCCCGUUGUCUUCUGGCAGAGAGAUGACCUCAAGGCAGGAGCAACAGAGUAAAGAAGCAGACUUGAUAAGGUGCAUAAAAGCUCACCUGGCCCUGUUACAAAAGCAUGAAAUGGCAAAUGGCAGGACUGAACAGAAGCUCUGUCAUUGUCUGACAGCAUGUAACGUCUCAAGUAACGAUGAGGAUGCUUCUGAAGAACACAGUGAGGACGUGGUCAGCGAAGGUGAAUUGAAUGUGCUUGAUGUGGCCUCAGCAAGAGAUGCAAACAGCCAGCAAAGCUGUGUAAAGAAAGGUCUCAAACCUAGACAAGAAAGUGCAGAUAAAGCAGCCCAUAAAGUAAAGAUGGUAAAAUAUCUUUUGGGAGAGCUCCGAGCACUGAUAACAGACCAAGAUGAUUCAGAAAUGUUAAGGUUGAUGAAUGAAAUAGAAGACUGCAUAUCAUUGCUGCCAGCUGUAGUGGGAAGUACAAACAUACAGACUGAGAUAGCUCUAGCUUUACAGCCUCUCAGAAGUGAAAACGCCCAGCUGCGUAGGAAACUAAGAAUUUUAAAUCAGCAACUCAGGGAACAAGAGAGGAAUGAGAAGACAUCUGGACAGAGCUGCAACUAUGAAUUGGCUUCUUUGCAAUCCUUGAAUGUGAUGCUCCACACUCAACUGAAAGAAUCACUGAAAGGCCUUGAGUCACUGCAGGCUAAAAAUGAAGAGCUACUGAAAAUAAUAGAAAGUCAAAAGGAAGAAAAUAAGCAUCUUGCAAAAGAUAUUCAGGAGAAGGAAAAGGAAUUGCUUGAAAACAAACAGCAAUAUGAUAUUCAUUCCACCAAGGUCAAGAUUGAAAUGGAGGAAGCAUUAGCAAAUGUGAAGAGCCUUCAGUUUAAGCUGGAAGCUUCUGAAAAGGAAAAUAAGAUUUUGGGCAUAACGUUACGUCAGUGUGAUGCAGAAGUUAAUCGACUGCGUGAGUUAACCAGAACCUUGCAGGGCAGUAUGGCCAAGCUUCUGUCAGACCUCACAGCAGACAACAGUAGACCCACAUCUGAAAAAGGUCUCUCGAAGUCUCUCUUGAAUGACCAUGAGAAACAGAUGCAGCCCGAUCCAUGUCCUGGGAAUACUUCAGUAAUGACUUACCUUAAAAAGUUAGAAAUGGAUCAUGUUUUGAUAGAUGCUGAGCUUCAGUUCUCAAAUAAAGACGGAGAGUUACAAAUGCUAAAUCAAGCCUAUGAAAAGUUUGCUGGUGAGGGAACUAAAAUAAACCAUAUAUUCUCAGAAGAACGGGCAUCAGCAUCCAGAGUAUUACCAACCUUACUGAAGCAAGAUGCAGAAACAGCUAGUGAUUCUGGGACUUUAAUAGAUGAAGAAAACAAGUUGGAUGAGACUGUUUAUAUUCCAUUGACUAGCAGUGCCUCUAAAAAACAGCUUGUCUCUGAGAGAACUAAUGCACUACCUCAUAUGAGAGGAGCUUGUAAAAUGUUGGACUACAACUGUGAGCUCUCAAACUCCGUGCAACAAAAUAGAAGUGAAGUGUCAAAGGAUCCAACUAUUCUAGAUACAUUUAGUGCUGGGUACAGCAUGAAAAAGGCAAUGGAAAGCACACUUGAAAUAACAGGGGAUAAAGUGAAGUCGGGAGACAAAGUCCAAGUGAGGCCGAAAGGCGCUUUGAGUGGAGUUACGAAAGACGUCCCAGACAAACCAGGCCAACUUCAGCCUCAUGUUCCAAUGCUAUUUCAGAAAGAGAUCUCUCAGAAAAAAGGCAGUGAAGUAGGUGAUGUCAGUUUUAUUUCAUUUGAUGAUAUAUCAGGGAAAUCUGAAUGGAGUGUAUCUUCUUUCUCAACAUUUACUUCUCGAGAUGAAGAGGACUUUAAGAAUGGCUUAGCAGCAUUGGAUGCCAAUAUAGCUAGGUUACAAAGAACUCUGCAAAAUAGCAUUAUGAAACAGCAAGUGUGAGGAAACAAAUUAGGAUGUGCUUGCUCAGAUAAUUAAAAUUUUUUUGAGGUAUAUUUGUACGGUACUGAUAUUUGUAUUUUUUGUGUAAAUGGAGCUCCUAUUUGUUUUAAUUAUGAAUGGGAUUUGUUCCUCAAGUCAUGGUGUUGCUUCCCUUGAUGUGUGCAACUUCAAAUAGUUAUAAAUUCCUUUUUAAAAAUUGAUGACUUAACGUUAUACUCUUAAACUGCAAAAUUAAUUCCUAGCACAGCGUUUGAUAACUCUUGAUGAAACUGUUGUGCUUUUGGCAAUGUUUUUUCUA